Lachancea nothofagi CBS 11611 is the source of this 2052-nucleotide messenger RNA. The record is from the annotation of a GenBank genome assembly. Lineage: Eukaryota; Fungi; Ascomycota; Saccharomycetes; Saccharomycetales; Saccharomycetaceae.
AUGCUUGACCACCAGCUGUAUAUUCUUGCUUGCUUCCUUGCAGCAAGAGCAAAUGUCAGUGGCAUUGAGAAAUUGCUGUUGUCUCAAAAGCGCUUACGAUUGGCAGACAUUUUAAGUAUAAUCUGUGUGUUAUGGCCAGAGCUAGAUGAACCUGCGAAUUUUGGGAGACUUUUGGUGCAUCUAGGGCAAGCUACGUCAGAGGAAGUAGGCUUACUCGAGUCUCUCAUCGAAGGGGAUGAUGAGCUCAUCAGUGCUGUGCAAAUGGAUCCCGAGGCAUUGCAAAAGAGAAGAUGCACGUUGCAGGAAUAUGUCGAUUCGAGGGUUAAGAAAACUGGCGUCACGAUUGAGGAUUCUAAUUGGCGUUUCAAUUUCCUCAAACUUCGAGUAUUAACCUGCAACACAGCUGUGGGUGACCCUAUGUUCUACAAAUCCCUGUGGUGCCGACUCUCCGUGGAUAAAUACCAAGAAUUUCUGGCUUGGGUAACAGGGAUUGUCAAACCUUUGGGCCACUUUAAUAAGCGGUGCCGAGUAUCAAUGUUGAUAAGUGACUUUCAGUCAUGCAGCUCAUUCGAAGUCUUAGGCAUGAUUUGGAAAUCCAUAGCUACACAUGAGAUUUCAACAUACCGCGCAGUACUAACCUACGAGAUAAUGCCUUAUUUGAAUUAUACCAACAGUUUUGACAUUUUUCUGGAGAUUAUUUUCAACCAAGAAAACUUCCCAUUGGACUCUUUAUCAAACUACAACAUCUACAAAAUGAUAUCCCUCGAAAUGCUGGGCUUAAUUUCUGAAGACUUCCGAUCUCGAUUUGAGCAUCAAGUGGUUUCAAUUUUAUACGAAAAUGGACGAUCGCUAACUUCACUGCAAGAUCUUGACUUGUUCGACGAACAUCACUUGAUUCUAUCCUCAGUGAAAGAUGACAUCGUGAUUAAAGAUCAGGUUGACGUAUCGACGCUAACCCAGUACUCAGAUCAAAUGGACUUGUUGCGCAUUUUUAAUCUUAAGGAUAUCAAAAAGCUCACAGAAGACACCGAGUUAGCUCAAAGGUCUUGCUUCUCGACAACGUGCAAACAAUUACUUCGAUCAAACGUUUCUUACAAAGUUUUGGAAAAGUUAGGGUCCUUCAUGCAAAAUGAUUUUAUUUUCGGCAAGCUAGAUUCAAAGCUUAAGGAACUCAUCAUUGUGGAAUCUCUACUGGACUUUGGAAAGUUUGAUGUAUUGGAACAAUUCAUUGCGGCCUCUCGAAUCAGAAUAGAGGACACGGUUUUAUUGAAGUUUUUCUGGAACUUUUUCAAUUCUGCAUCAAACGGGGGUCAGCAUAGACCCGAUAUGGUGAACGCGAGAAAAAUCUUGGACCUUUUACCCAAAAAUAAAUAUGCGCACCUUUCAACUUUACUAAGCGUCGUUGACCGACUGUCUCGUUAUUCAUUACGACUUUCUCCAGGGCUUCCUUUCAAGCCUUCAGUUCUUUUAGAGUUGGGGACACAACCAUUUGAUAUCAUAUCAAAGCUUCUAGAGUUAAACGAAAGUCUUCGCAAGAAUGUCGAUGAAACUUUCGAUAUUCUCAAGGGACUGUAUGUUGGCCUAGAAUUGAACCCAUCACCUAAUUUUUACGAGGAAUUCACGAGAAUUCUCGUUUUGCAUAUCGAAUUUUCGUUAGCGUUUUUCGACUUCGAAUUUGCCGUUCGCGAAACCAAAGCUUUACUAAAGAGACACAACUGUCAGAAAUAUUGGUCGACCAUUUUGCAGGUGGGAAAAUUCUUCGAUCCUUCAUGGUCUGACAGCGAAAUACCGACAGAAGUGAUAUAUUUGCAGCUAGAGGUCCUUGAGAAUUUACUGCAUAUUUGUCCUCAGGAUGAGCUUGAAGCUGUUGUUUCUCAAUGGAGCGGGCUAGAAUUGGAACUUUCUAGUAGAGAUCUCGUCAAUGAUCCUUACUCGUUGGCGAACGGAAGAUUCACUGCUGAGUUUAAAACAAUUAUGCUAGACGAAGCUUCUCCGAGUGCGUCAAAUUUCCUGUCAAGCAGCGUCAAGUGGGUAACUGGAGGUGACAUGUAA